Molecule: messenger RNA, 2560 nt
Organism: Nicotiana attenuata
Lineage: Eukaryota; Viridiplantae; Streptophyta; Magnoliopsida; Solanales; Solanaceae
Product: probable methyltransferase PMT15
Exons: 6
Coding region: 347-2257 (636 amino acids)
Cellular component (GO): endosome; cytoplasm; trans-Golgi network
Molecular function (GO): methyltransferase activity
Source: RefSeq, a predicted model, not a curated record
CUUGUGGCCUUUUCGUCUUCUUAAUUUCCCUCCCUCAUUUCUUCAAUUAACUUUACUCACGAGGGAGCGUCGGCGCGUUAGCGCGUAUUCCAUCCCCCCCCCCCCCCCGGCCCCAAACUCCACCUCUACUCCUUCAUUAACUCAUCACCUCAAGAAAGUUCAUUCGUCACCUUUCAAAAAGUCUCAUCAUCAGAAAACACACACACAGAGAGCUCUGUUUCUGUCUCCAGAGCAACCAUUUAUAUGACAAUCCCAUAAGUACAGAGUACAGACUCAGAGUUCAUCAACUUAUCCUUUUUUGUUUUUUUGUUAUUAAUUUUUUUAUUGUUCUUGUGUUGGUGUGGCAAUGGCGAUAUGGACCAACUUGUCGCAUUAUCUAACAUCGAAAUCCAAGAAAGCUAAUCUUUACUACGUGGCUGCAACUGUUAUUCUUUGUUGUACCUUUUAUGUAAUCGGACUUUGGCCACAAGGUGGUGUUAACACCACUCAAUUAUCCUCCACCACCCUCCUACCCACCCUCCCCUGCAACCCAUCAAUUAAAAACACAAAUUCCAAUUACGGUUCAUCGAUUUCCCUCGACUUUACCGCCCACCACACCGCCGCUGACCUUGUUCCACUCUCACCAUCGGCGCGUGUAAACCACUUCCCUUCAUGCAACCCUGAGUUGUCCGAAUACACCCCAUGUGAGGAUUCAAAAAGGUCGUUGAAAUUCGAUAGAAACAUGCUUAUUUAUAGAGAAAGGCAUUGUCCUGAGAAGAAUGAGUUAUUAAAGUGCAGAAUUCCGGCACCUUUUGGUUAUAAACCGCCGUUCAGGUGGCCGGAAAGUCGUGACUCGGUUUGGUAUGCGAAUGUUCCGCAUAAACAUCUUACGGUAGAGAAAGCUGGUCAGAAUUGGGUCCGGUUUAAGGAUGACCGGUUCACAUUCCCCGGCGGCGGCACCAUGUUCCCACGUGGCGCCGAUGCUUAUAUUGAUGAUAUCGGAAAGUUGAUCAAUCUUAAAGAUGGUUCCAUCAGGACCGCCAUUGAUACCGGUUGUGGGGUUGCAAGUUGGGGUGCUUACUUGCUCUCUCGAAACAUUAUACCAAUUUCAUUUGCACCAAAAGACACACAUGAAGCUCAAGUUCAAUUUGCCCUUGAGCGAGGAGUUCCGGCAUUGAUUGGGAUUUUAGCUACUAAAAGGCAACCUUACCCUGCAAGAGCUUUCGAUAUAGCGCAUUGUUCUCGCUGUCUCAUCCCUUGGGGACAAUAUGAUGGGCUGUAUUUAAUUGAAGUUGAUCGAAUUUUACGUCCUGGUGGAUACUGGAUUCUUUCUGGACCACCUAUUAACUGGGAAAAUCACUGGAAGGGCUGGAAUAGAACAGCUGAAGAUUUGAAAGCAGAGCAGGAUCAAAUUGAGAGCGUUGCGAGAAGCCUAUGCUGGAAGAAAGUAACUCAGAAAGGCGAACUAGCAAUUUGGCAGAAGCCAACUAAUCACAUGCAUUGCAAAAUUAACCGGAAGGUCUUCAGGAAACCACCCUUUUGCCAGGAACAAGAUCCAGACAAAGCAUGGUACACCAAGAUUGAUGCUUGUUUGAAUCCCCUACCCGAAGUGUCAAAUGUUAGAGAUAUUGCUGGAGGGCCACUGGCGAAUUGGCCGGAAAGAUUGACUGCGGUCCCUCCUAGGAUUGCUAGUUCAAGCAUAGAGGGAGUUACUGCAGAGGGCUUCUCUAAAGACACAGAAUUGUGGAAGAAGAGAGUCGCUCACUACAAGGCCUUGGACUUCCAAUUUGCAGAACGUGGAAGGUACCGUAACAUACUUGACAUGAAUGCUUGGUUGGGAGGAUUUGCGGCUGCACUUGUUGAUGAUCCAGUUUGGGUCAUGAACGUCGUCCCUGUUGAGGCUGAAGUCAACAGCCUCGGAGUUAUCUAUGAACGUGGUUUGAUUGGGACGUACCAAAACUGGUGCGAAGCCAUGUCUACGUACCCGAGAACUUAUGACUUCAUACAUGCUGAUUCUGUUUUCAGCCUCUACCAGGACAGAUGUGAAAUGGAAGAUAUAUUACUGGAAAUGGACAGAAUAUUAAGGCCACAAGGCAGUGUAAUUUUCCGAGACGACGUAGAUGUUUUGGUAAAUGUGAAGAGCAUAGUAGAUGGACUACAAUGGGAUAGCAGGAUGGUUGAUCAUGAGGGUGGCCCUCAUGUUAGGGAAAAGCUUCUAAUUGCUACUAAGCAGUAUUGGACAGCACCAGCCCCUGACCAAGAUAAACAACCUUCAUAGGCAUCAUUGAAUCUUCUAUAGUUUUACAAUCUGGCCAAUUCUUUACUUCCUUUGUUGAUAAUUUUUGUUUGUUCAGUGGGCUCUUGUGAUUUUUCAUUGACCUCUCUAUCUUUUUGGCUUCAAAAUAAACAAGAGGAUAUUGAGGUUUUCCCCUGAGAUUACUCUUUUUACUAUUUGGCGUUCGAACCGGCUUGUGAUAUUUUACUUUACGCUCACUCUUUUACAUUUUGAAAUGUAAAAUUUGGAUAGAGACCAGUUUUUAUUUGAUAGAGUUAAAAUGACUACAAUGGUUUUCUUCUACUA